AUGAACGCCGCCAACAUCCAAGCCCAGCAGGCUCUCAACGCCUACGGGCCCGUCUCAUCCCCUCACAUCUUCGACCGCGCCUCAUCCAAAAAGGUCUUUGCCGACAUGCUCGGGUCGCGCCGCCCCUCGCCCGCCUCCACCCCGGCCGAGUCUCGCCGCGCCUCCGCCGACAGCUCCGCCGCCUCCAACAAGGACAAGAAGGACAAGAAGGACAGCAAAAAGGUCAAGCUGCCUACCGUCGUGCUGCCUUGUUUCCGAUUCGUCAACUAA
Messenger RNA from Metarhizium acridum CQMa 102, 270 nucleotides. The record is from RefSeq and is a predicted model, not a curated record. Lineage: Eukaryota; Fungi; Ascomycota; Sordariomycetes; Hypocreales; Clavicipitaceae.